AUGCUAGAUUCCUAUCCACAGCAAGUCAGCGCCGAAAAUGUCCAAUUGUCUCGAGCGAAUCGUAGCAACCCUCUGUGCGAAGAAGAAUCCGUCAAAGAGCGGCACCGAAGCGAGUGCAACUACCAGCUACGGACGGUCCAAUCGGUCCAAGUGACAAAGAUGAGCAGUGGAAAAGUUUCGCCAGCAAUCGAAACAAGCCAACAAAACCAGCAAUCGCCCGAGGAGCGACCGAGCCAACAGGAAAAGAACGCAACGAAGCAACAAGUAGCGGCACCGCUACUAAUUGCAGCAGGACACCACCACCGCCAAUCACCGACUGACGCCGAUGGUGUGGACAAAACGGAGGUUGAAGUUAACAACCACUACCAACUGGCGCCCGAGCACCCGAGCGAAAGGCGGGAAGCUGGAGCGGGCCGCGAGCAGGAUUUGAAGGAACGCCAAAGCGACGGAUGGACGGUAGUAAUCGAACAGCGGAACCCACGGGAUGUUGACGGAAUUAUAAUCGGUGGUUCUUUUCAACAGCAACAACAGAGCAACAAGAAUGAACAGAACGAUUCCCUCGUAACGGCGGAUGGUGAUAUCCGGGAACGAGUGGAAGAGCACCACGCACACCACCGGGAGCCGAUCGGCGGCGGAGGCAUCAACUGCCCGGAGCUCGAGCACUUUGGCGAUCCGAUUCCAACUGGCACUACCGCUAUGCGCGAUCCGCAGGAAUCUCAUCACGGAUCCGCAGCGCCACUACCGUCGGCAGCAGCUCCACUCGGCGAGGUGGAAUCCGGCGACGACAGUGACUGUGUGAUGGUGAACGCACCGACCGCGGAGCGAAAGGUGGAACCGUUGAAGAUAAACCUGACCCGCGAUCGUGAACCGCUGCGGACGAUCAUCAAACUAACUCCCGGGACCGGUUCCGCCGAGCACACCUCGAUCGCCCAGCAAUUAUCGCCGACGACAGUGCGUGAUGUUUGCGGGUCACCAAAAAUUACAAUCAAACCACCGAAACCACCACCUCCAGCGGCGGCGGCGGAUUGUGGCCUCUCGCCGACGAUCGACGGUGGUGCUGAAGGCGAUCGCAAUAGUGUUGCCAACAUGAACAGUAGCAGCAGCAGCAGCAGUAGCAUUCCAAAACUCACCAUCAAACCGCUUAUCAAUCCGGCUGGGGUUGAUUCGGCACCACGGAGCGACGAACCCGGCGGAACGGUGGUUGAGCAGAUGCAGAUUAUUCCAAAGCUACUGAUCAAGAGCUCCUGCGCGUCCUUGGGAGACGGGACGACGCAGCAUCACGCUCGGGAGGGUAAUAGUGUAAUGGAGCCACACAUUGUGCCUAAACUGACGAUACGAGGUGUUAACAACCACAAUAAUCACCAUCAUCAUCAUCACCAUCACCAUCAUCAGCAUCAUCACCACCAUCCGCAACUCAGUGUGUACCACCACCAUCAGCAGCAUAGUCAAUCAGCGGUGGGAUCGGACACGCAACAACAACAGGGAGGACCGUCCGGACUGGGUGGACAGGAGGUUGACGGCAUGGACAGUAGUGGCACGUCGGGGUCAUCGUCGCCAUCGCCCACGACACCGUUAGUUCCUAAGUUGACGAUAAAGAUGGACAACCAUCACCAUUUGGGGCAUGUUCAGCAGCAGCACAGUGAUGGGACUGGCGGCGGUGGAAUGGUCCAUCGAGAAGGCACAAUCCCGAAGCUACACAUCAAGACCAUUCCCUCCGAGGGCGGCGGGCUGAUUGCAACGACGGCCGCGUCUGCUUUGUCCCCGCAGCCAUCCACGGCGACGGUCGGUGGCGGUGGCUCGAGUUCGUCACCGGUCCUAACGAGCUCGGAAGGUGUCAAGCUGACGAUUAAACCCCUGCCCGAGCCUCCGAAGCUACCGAAGCUGACGAUCAAAACUUCCGGUCUGCUGGGAGCGAUCGCGGAAACGAGCGACGCCUCGUUGGUGUCCUCGACGAGCAGCAGUUUCUCGCCCAAACCGCUCUCCGCCCAACUGGUCGGUGGUGAACUGCAGGCACUACCGAUGGCUCCGAGCGCACUGGCUUCGGUGAAACUACUAUCGCCAUCCGCCUCCGGAAGCCUCCUGCAUCAUCAUGCCGCGCAAAACCCACAACCGGCGUCACCGAGUGAUCAACACUCGAACAUAAGCUCCAGCUCGAUUCCAAAGCUUACCAUCAAGCCGAUUCCCCCGAAGGUUGCUGACCAUACCACAGCAGCGACUUGCGGCCCUUCUUCCGCCCAUGAAGCUCCGAUGGGCGUUCCGAAGCUGACCAUCAAACCGAUUCCGCACCCCACCAUGACGGCGGCGACACUGAAGCCGACCCGGGGAGGAGCGCAAACGGGUGAAAACAGCGCCAGCGAAACCAGUAUUAAUUCCCUCAUCGACUCAUCGUCCGUAUCAUCUUCAUCCUGCACGAACGCUACGAUCAUCACUUCGCCGGCUUCAACGUCCGCCUUGAGAAUGACGAUCAAAGUGCCCCAAAGUGGGAACGAUUCCUGCAACUCGGCACUGGUGUCCGCACUAACGGGACCGCCCCUAGCAGUCGGUGCCAAUGCGGUGGUGGCACAACACUCCCCAGCAUCGUCCGUGGUGACAAAGUUGAACAUUAAACCUAUUUUGCCACCAUCACAGGCGUCACCACUAGUAGCCACCAGAAGAGCAGCAGAAGCGCACCCGGAGAAAAGUGGCUUCCUGCCGAAUGAUGAUGGAGAGCAAAAGGGAGGUCCAUCGGGGGCUUCUACACCGCCCUCGGGCGAAGAGCCGGACCAGAGCGUCCGUCCGAUCGUAAUACCUAAAGUGACCAUCAAAACGCUCGCCAACCCACGGGGUCAAGAGACGGAAAUCCUCUCUACGCCGAAAGUUACGCUGAAACCGAUUCCGAAGCCGGCGCACCAACCGGUGCAGGAAGGUGCAACGGAGCCGGUGGCAAUAAAUAACAACAGCAGCAGUUCCUCCUCGGCGGGGAUGGUUCUCGAUGGUGUCGUCGAUUCGCCCAGAAUUAUACUUAAAAUAAAUAAGGGAUCGUCUUCGACGACUACCACCACUACCGGUGAACAGCAGCAGCAGCAAGCGUUUGAGGAGAGUGGCGCCGGUAGUUUAAUGGGCCCCGGCGUAGACGGAAGCAGCCCUAUGACGACGACGGGAUCGAUCCUUGCGAACGAACUGAAGCGACCUGCAGCAGCAACAGCAGCGACAGGAGGCGGCGUCAUGACGUCGUCACUCUCCUCGUCGUCUUCUUCGUCGUCCGUAUCCAGUACCUCGACCUCGACGUCCGUAUCGACCUCGACGAGUUCAUCAUCCGCCGGCUCCGAUCCGGCCUCUCCGUCGUCCGGCGGUGGCGGUGAUCAAGGAGAUCCGGGUUCACCGGAGGCCAAGAAAAGUAAACUGGAUGACGAGCGGCUAACCGAUCGUCCCCUAGCCGGCAGUUUGCUUGCUCAGCAUUCCGUCUUGCAGCAAACGUUGCUACAAAACCGGUCACCAAUUUCAUACCAACAUCAGCAACAGCAACAGCAACAACGACAAUCGACGAUUUUGCAACGGAGAUCACCGGCGAUCCCGGCCGGUGCUGCUGCAGGCUUGAACAGUUGCGAUGUGAUCGUUAUAGACGACGAUAGCAAAUCCGGCAACGAGACGUUAACGUUACUGCAUGCCGGUUCGAGCCGGCAACUGGUGAACGCGUCAAGCUUACAGCAACAGCUUCUCGGGUACGGCGUCGGAGUGGCGGAAGAACUGACCUCCGCACCCCCAGUUGUGGUGAAAACACGAAGAACGCGCGGAGGAUCGUCCCGUGGUGGUGCUGGUGGUCGACAGUCCCGUCGAGGAUCUGGGGGCCGGUUGGCAGCGGCCAAGCUGUUGCCAAGUAUGAUGGCUGCUGCUGCUGCUGCUACGGUUGCCUUUGAUGCCCCGUUGGCGAGCGAUGAUCGGGACGAAGGCUCCAGCUCGGACUGUAUGAUCGUUGACGAACCGACCACAGCAACGGCGGUGAACAACACGGUAAAUGCCGCAACCGCCCAACUCAACAGCAGCUUGUCGGGCAACAUUAGUCUCCUGAGCGGUGACUCGUCGCUCACCAGCGCCACCGGUGGUCUCUAUCAUCACAGCAGCACCGGCAGCGAGGUGGAAAAGAAUGGAACGGCCAGCAAUAGCUCGAUCGGUAGUGGGGCCAGCUCAUCGACGGGUGGCAUCAUGGCCUCGAUGGUUGCUUCCGGUGGAUACCCGACACUUGCGGGCAGUGCCACAGUAGGGGGAACAGCAGGAGGCGGGAGCGUACGGAUGAGUCGACGGCGUGGGGCGGGUCAGCUGUUGAAGGAAGUGUUGGCACACAAAAGCCACGAUCAGGACUCCGGCGUGGACGAAGGUCUUGGUGGUCUUGGUCGCAUUGGAGCGACGGUCGGUGGUGGUCUUACACCCUCCAAGCGGCCACGGGGUCGUCCGAAGAAACAGAUGAUGGACAUGGUCGAAACGAACGGUGGCGGGAGUAGCAGCUCGAUGGAAGGUGGACCAAACAGUGGCCAUAACAGCAUGAUGAUGAUGGCCAUGAUGGCGGGCAGCAUGAACAGCACGGCGGAGUCGAUGCUGGAAGGAAUAACGCCCUUCCCUGUAACACCGGUUCGCACGCCAAGAACACGUGGCCGAGGACGCGGCAGAGGACGGGCGAAGUUGCAGCUCGGCGAUGUUACACCAACCCUUGGCGGGCCUUUCUACGGGUCGCCGAACAAUGCAGAUGCCAGCCUGGACCCGCUUUACAUUGGUAAGCAAAGGUUGAUGGGGGUUUUGGUUUUCCUCAAUCGCCGCCACGUCACCGCUUCAAUCUCAUCGACAGGUCCUCCGAGCACUGGCACUCCAGCGUAUGAUGCCGAGGGAAGCUUCCUUUUCAAUCGCAUCCAAACGCCCCGUGGUCGUGGCUCACGUGGACCCCGGAGAGGCGGAGGGCGCGGUUCGCGAACACCGCGUGGUGGUCGAGGGGCAGCGAAAGCUGCCCUUGCGGCCAUGCUAGCGGCAUCAGCUGGCUCCAUCGGUCCCGGUUCUCCCGGCGAAUGGCCAGGGCAACUCCCGACGCCCGAUGGGCCGAUGGUCGGUAGCCCCGCCGACGGACGGAUCUCUGGCACGGAGCUGACCCCACGCGGCGGCAAGGUGAGACGACCCAGGGGGGGAGCUGUGACGACACGUGGAAAACGGAAGACCGAACCGAAAACUAGAACGCCGCGAGGUAAAAAGGCUGCGUUGGCUGCUGCGGCCGCCGCCGCCGCUGCUGCAGCUGACCAAACUCCGGCGAAGGUAGCGGCGGACGGACCGAACAGUAACAUCUUCAUGACACCCAUGGCUGGUGGAUUGGACCCCUUCCGACCCCGGCUGCAGAUUCGCGAGCUAAAGACACCGAAAAAUGCAAUCAAGUCCAACACGCCACCGUCUGGGGCGCUGCUUACGCCCACGGCAACGCCCGGUGGCGUUGCCAGCUUGCAGCUGUUCGAGGAGGACACCCGGAUGAGCGGAGACUUUAACUUCACCACACCGGUGCGGCUGAUCGGCACCGGCGACGGAUGCUUGCAGCAGAACGACGAGUCCCAAAGUUCGUACCUGAGCAGUACCAGCGUUACGCAGGAUGCAACUACCUCGGCCGCGGUCAGCACAAACGGAGCACAAGCGCUGCCAGCCGAUGCCGUCACCGCCACGGCUGUUGCGGCGGAACCGGGAAAGGAUGGAAUGCUUGCCGCGACGACCGGUACGGGUGGUGCUGUCGGUACCAGUAGUAGCAACAGCAGCACCACAAGCAGCUCCCGGAGGCCGAAGGGCAAGAUGGAAGUGCUCGAUGCACAUCGAGCACAGUUUACGGUCGAACUGUUGGCGGAGUACGAAUGGCCACCGCCGUCGCCGGGCACGCGAGGAACCGACACGUUCAUGCUGCAGGAGCAGAUUGCCGAGUACCUCGGGGUGAAGAGCUUCAAGCGCAAGUAUCCGGACCUGAUGCGCCGCCCGGUCGAGAUGGAGGAGCGCAACUUUCUGCUGGAACAGGGUCUGGCGUCUGAGAAGAUGUGUGACCUGGGACUGACGUCGGUGUACGCGUCCGAGAUACUGGACAUUAUGUGCAACGACUAUCCGGAGAAGUACGAGGAGUACACGCGGUACUCGCGCGAGAAACAUUUCCGUGAGCUUAGCAACCGCCAGCGCCAACAGCAGGAAGCGGUCGUGGCGGCGGUCGCAGCAGCGGCGGCGGCGGCAGCGGUCGCUGCGAUACCGGCAGCUCCGAUCGACCGUGCGAAGUUGCAGAAAGAAAAGGCCAUCGAAUCAGCCUCCAACUGGAACAGUACCUUCAACAAAGAACGACGGGAUACGAGGCGAGCUUGCAUGGACCUGCAAACGUACGUGGUGCACGUUCCGCGACGGAAUCGAUGCACGCAAACAGCGCACACCGAAGACACCGCACCGAGCAGGCAACUGUCCAACUAUCCCGUGGCGCUGGUGCCGGGUCAAUUCAGUGAAUACUACACAACCUACACACCGGAACAGUUGGCUUGCUAUCCCAUCAACACCAUGUUGCUGGACCCGCAGCAGCUGGAGGAGAUCGUAUCAUCGGAGCGCUACAAAAAGCUGGCCGCCGAAGAGGCUCGUCGGACCGAGUACUAUGAAACGUCGUGCAGUAGCAGCAACAGUAGUAGUAGUAGUAGCGGCAGCAGCGACACCGAGACCGAUAGCGAUGACGACGGUAGUAGUAACGGUGCGGAGGACAGUGACACAGCCAGCGACAGGGAAAGUGGUGGUAAACAUUUGCGCAAAAGUCGCACUCAGCGCGGAAAGAGUAGCUCAUCGGAUUCCUCAUCCGGCACCGAUGACCAAACGGAAGGCUCUGGCGCUACGGAGAGGCGAAAGGUUCGUCGAAAGCGAAAAGUGGCCAGCAGCAGCAGCAUCCCGACGGUGGACGGUGGAGAUGAGGACAAGAACGUGAAACCGACGGCAGUGGUCACUCCGGUGAGGCGAUCGAGCCGAGGGCUCAGUGCCGGAACGAUGCCGACGGUUCCCGCCGCUGUCGAGGUUAAGAUUCCAACGGAUUCCGACGAUUCGGACGUUCCGCUCAGUGCACAUGCGGCGAAGCGAAAGAAUGCGGUGACUACUACUGCAACGGUGUCCGCCGGAGGUGGAAAGCGUAUGGUGGACGAGAAGCCAACACUGACGGUGAUGAAGCGGCCACCACUGAACCCGUACAUGUGCGCCGUUUGCCUUGGUCCGGAAAACAAGAACAAAUACAGCAAACCGGAACGAUUUGUGCGUUGCGAUCGUUGCCGAAGGAAAGCACAUCCGUCGUGCAUCGGCAUGUCCUCGGUGAUGUAUCGCCGGGUGCAGCAGUACAAGUGGCAGUGCACCGAGUGCAAGCUGUGCAUGAAGUGCAACCGGAGGCCGGCGGCAAUCGACAGCAAGAUGGUGUACUGUGAUCAGUGCGAUCGAGGAUUUCAUUUAGCUUGCAAGGGUCUGCGGAAUUUACCGGAUGGUCGUUGGCACUGCAGCAUCUGCACCGUCUGCAGUCAGUGCGGUUCCCGAACACCGGAAGGACACCCGAACGCUCAGCUAACCGCGCAGCAACGGCAGCAUCUCGCGAUGGUGGCCGAAUGGACGCACCAGUACUGUUUGAAUGCCUUAACCCGAAUACGGGAGCAUGUGCGAACCCUAUGCGUACCGUGCGUGCGCGAACGGAGGCAACGGAUGCAGCAAGAGAAUGCCCAGCAAACCUCUGUUGCGGCUGCUGUUGCAACAACGCCGGCGAGACAGACCACUACCGAGAACCAUGCAAUACUUAACAACAACAACAACAACAAUAUUAACACGCCCGUAGGUGGCAUGACUGUGGAUAGGAAAGCACAGCUCACCGUACCGGUCCCUACCGGUGGUCCGGUGAAUCCAAUGAAGGUGGUGCUACGAGCACCGGUGGUAAGGAAGUUGCCAGCGACAACGUCGUCCAGCUCGGUGGUAUCGGUACAGCAGCAACAGAACAGCAACUUCACCGGCGAGAUCCAGAACAAGCGCUACCAGCAGCAGCAGCAGCAGCAGGAAGCAGACGGGACCCGUUAA
Messenger RNA from Anopheles cruzii, 8058 nucleotides. RefSeq names its product mucin-19 (gene e(y)3). Gene Ontology annotation, biological process: positive regulation of transcription by RNA polymerase II. The record is from RefSeq and is a predicted model, not a curated record. NCBI's taxonomy places the organism in Eukaryota, Metazoa, Arthropoda, Insecta, Diptera, Culicidae. Gene Ontology annotation, molecular function: transcription coactivator activity; histone H3K4 methyltransferase activity; histone binding. Gene Ontology annotation, cellular component: MLL3/4 complex. The coding region runs from base 1 to 8058 and encodes 2685 amino acids. The transcript is spliced from 11 exons.